AUGAUGAGUUCUCGCAUUUUGCAGACAAAAUUUCCUAGCGUUGUUGAUGGAUUUAUUGGAGCAAUUGGCCGUACGCCUUUAAUUCGUCUUGAUGCUCUUUCGAAAGAAACUGGUUGCAACAUUCUUGCAAAAGCUGAAUUCCAAAAUCCUGGUGGAAGUGUAAAGGACAGAGCUGCUUACUAUGUGGUGCGAAAUGCUGAGAAGAAUGGCACAUUGCAUCGUGGUGGCACUGUGGUAGAAGGUACCGCAGGUAAUACAGGAAUUGGACUUGCUCAUAUUGCCAGGGCUCGUGGAUAUAGAUGCAUCAUCUACAUGCCCAACACCCAAUCUCAAAAUAAAAUCGAUACCUUAAAGUACUUGGGAGCUGAGGUGUAUCCAGUUCCUGUUGUCCCGUUCACGAAUCCACAAAAUUUUAACCACCAAGCUCGUCGUCAUGCCGAGUCGAUUCCAAACGCUGUUUGGACUGAUCAAUUUGAUAAUGUAGCCAACUUGCAAUCUCAUUACGAAACCACUGGACCUGAAAUCUGGGAACAGACAGGCGGUAAAGUUGAUGGCUUUACUUGCUCUACCGGUACCGGUGGUACGUUAGCUGGUGUCACCAAGUUCUUGAAGGAAAAAUCGGAAGGUCGCGUUUCUUCCUUCAUAGCUGAUCCUCCUGGAAGUGUCUUAUACAGUCAUUUUAAGACGAAGGGCCAAAAGCCCGAUAACAGUGGUUCUUCCUUUACCGAGGGUAUCGGUCAAGGUCGUAUCACUGGAAAUAUGCAGCAUAUUUAUGGCUUAUUUGACGAUGCUUUGAGAAUUCCCGACGAAUCAUCUAUUAAUAUGUUAUAUCGUCUGUUAGACCAAGACGGUAUAUUUUUGGGAGGCUCUUCUACCUUGAACGUUGUUGCCGCUGUCGAGAUGGCAAAGAUUUUGGGUCCUGGUAAAACUAUUGUCACCGUUCUUUGUGAUACAGGUCAUAAGUACGCUACAAGAUUGUUCAGUCGUUCUUUCUUGGAAACGAAGGGAUUGUACGACGCAAUCGAACCCCAAUACAAAAAAUACAUUGUAUUGGCUUAA
This is a messenger RNA of Schizosaccharomyces osmophilus, 1059 nucleotides long. RefSeq names its product cysteine synthase (gene cys11). The transcript has 2 exons. Gene Ontology annotation, cellular component: cytoplasm. Bases 1 to 1059 code for a protein of 352 amino acids. Gene Ontology annotation, molecular function: cysteine synthase activity. The record is from RefSeq and is a predicted model, not a curated record. Lineage: Eukaryota; Fungi; Ascomycota; Schizosaccharomycetes; Schizosaccharomycetales; Schizosaccharomycetaceae.